AUGUAUAGCCCACACCUUACGAGUGAUUCGAGUAAAGAUCUAAACACAAAGGUUAGUACCUCAAUACUUGAUGAAGAUAAAGGGGACUUUACGAUAAAUGAUCAGGAAGUUGACGAUGAGCCACUUGAAGAGGAUUCCGUUUUUUGUCUUCCCCGUAACCAUGUUCCUCAUGCUUACCUUGAUCUAUCGAGAACGGAGAUGGCUAGCAUGGAUGAACAUCUUCCAGAAACCAACAUAGGAUACAAAUUACUCAUGAAGAUGGGGUGGAAAGCGGGUCAAGGAUUGGGAAGUUCUCAGCAAGGAAGAAGGGAGCCAAUUCGUAUAGAUACAAAAUCUGAUAGUCUGGGGGUCGGAAAACUCGAAGAGGAAAAUUAUUAUCAUGCGACUAGUACUGCAAAACGCAAAGCUUUGGACAGCGAGAAAAUUGCCGAAGAAACUGAGGAAGAACGCCUAAAGAGACAGUCCAAAGUUCAAAAACGAGAAUCAAUUAAAAAAGAACUGGAAAUUAUCAAUGCGGCAUUUUAUUGUGAGUUGUGCGAUAAACAAUAUACAAAGAUAACGGAAUAUGAAGCACAUUUGAGUUCAUAUGACCACAACCAUCGAAAGCGAUUCAAGGAAAUGAAGGAGAGUAGUCGUCCUUCAACAAAAUUAUAUAAAAAACGCGAAAAGGAACGUAAGAGAGAAGAGAAGGAAUUGGCUAGGAUGCAACAGGCCGCGUUACAGAGAGCCACCAAGCAGUCAUCUCCAGGAGAAUUUCUGAUCAGCGAGACGACCAGCACAUCCACAAAGAUUCUAGACGGAAGAACAAAUAAUGGGGGUUGGGCAACCGUAAUUGAAGCUGGGACUUCCUCUGUUAGUACUGUCCUAGCUGGUAAGACACAAGACGCAACGAUCACCAGUGGUACGAGAGGAUGGAUUUCAACGAACACACCGGAGAAAAAAAGAUUGGACAAUGGGAAUUGCUCCACGUCAAAAGUAGCGGAAUCUAUGGAAUUGAACAAUCGUGAUCAAACUUCUCCGAUAACAUCAUCCCGGGGGACCAAAAAUGAAACACACGAAACGGAUAAUAAGAAUUCUUUUGUGAAUAAUAGUGAAUCAAAAUCAAAAUCAAUAGCGUUUGGCAUCAGCAAGUCUAGAGAACAAUCGGAUGUGACUGAAGGACCUGAGCAAGUUCAGGAUGAUGUUAAAAAGGAGGAAACUAUAGAAGAAAAUAGUUCCCUCUAUUCUAGAAUGUUCGCGGAUCGAGGUCCUAAUAAACGCAAAAUAAAACUACGGGAUAUUGCUGAGCAAAUGAUUGAAGACGCUGAUCCUUGCGAUUCCGACUAUCAGUAUGUUCAACAAGAAAGCAGUGACAUCGACGAAAGUACUGACACCGAUGAUACGAUUGUUAGCGACAAGCAACCUGACGGGGCUGAGCACAUUACUCAAAUCGACACCAACUCCAUUCAACCCGGUCUUCAGGACGACAACAUCAAAGAGUACUUGAAAAAAUGGGUGCGUACAGAUAUUUUGUUCGUUGCGAACAUGGAUUUUAUCACUAAGACUAUAUCUUUGUACUCUCACCAGAAACUUGAUGAUCCGGGAGUUUGUUGUAUAUGCCUCGAAGGCUCUACAACUGAAGAAAACAUGCUCGUAUAUUGUGAUGGUGAUGACUGUGAGGUUGUCUGUCAUCAAGAAUGUUAUGGGAUUGUACAUUUGCCCGCUUCCGAUGAACCAUGGUAUUGUGAUAGAUGCCUGGCGAAACCUUCGGAAACGGUGAAGACAGGUGCAUUCCGCAGGAUGAAAGAAGGAGAUGCGGCCGGAACAUGGGUCCAUGUAGUGUGUGCUUUAUGGAUGCCGGGAAUGUGGAUUGGAAAGACUAUCGAGAUGAGCGAAAUCACGAUUGAAAACAUCGACCAAAAAAAUUGGAAUAGGGCGGAAAAAGCAGCCAAUGAGGGUGCAACUGUACAUUGCGACGCGGGGGAGUGUAAAUCAUGGCUGCAUGUGACCUGUGCUCAAUCUUUGAAUCUUUUGGAGUGCCUUGAGGAUGACCCAGAAAUUUCGGAUCCUUAUUUUGUUUAUUGUCCGCAACAUGGUUCACACGGACCGGCGAGGCUUAAUGAGUGGGAAAAGUGGUGUCGUAAGCGUGAUAGGUUCUAUGAGUCCGUGAGGAAUGUUGAAUCACAUGCAAGAACGGAACGGGUGAAACGGGAGCCUGAUGUAGGUGCAAGCCUUUGUGAAUUGUUUGAGGAUAGUUACGCUCAGUAUCGGCAACGGAGGGAGGAGAAAAUCGCUAAACAGCGAAGAAAGCUUGCUCAGAUAAAUUCUUCUAUACAAGGAUUAAAAGAACAAUCGGAAAAGUCUGAAAGUAACGUGGCUGAUUACACCAAUAAAAUCGAUAAUGCCACGAAAGAAAAUAUUGCUUUGGAGGGUUAUUUGCAAAAAGCACACGAGGCCCUGGUAAUAUUAACGAGAUCGAUGGUCAACAUACCGAACCUCCAAUUAACAAACCCAGGAGUAGAAGGUCAAAACAUCUGCUCUUCGACAAUGAGUUUCAACAAAGCUGCUGUCAGCUCACUAAUAAGUACCCUCGAAUCAACCAAAGAAAUAGAAUGGACGCAGCAAACAAAAGAAUGUGCGAGAAAGAUAUAUGUCAGCCAGUUGGAUACAAGCUGCAUGCAAAAUCUAGGUAUAAAGGCCAUACAAAAAAUCCUAAUGCAGAUGGCCAAGGAGCAAAAAUCAAGGAGAACAGCAAGAAGAGGAAAGAAACGUAGUGCAAUUGGUAAUUCCUCGAGGGCCAUUGUCAAGAGAAGUAAAAAUAUCAUCAACAUUGAUGAGCCCCCAACUGAUAAUGGAGACGCAUCAAAGAAAAAUACCAGAAGAGCCCCCAAAAGGGCUCGACAAAGAUCCUCGCAAAAUGUGCAGACACCUACUCAGGAAAUUCUAGAAUCUGCAAGUAAAACUACCACAAGAAGAGGGCGACGACCAAAGAGUAAGGUGGUUGUUGAGAAUCGUGUGGAGAAAGAUGAUACUUCAAAGGUUGAGGAGGAAGUGGUUGACGUUGUGGACGAUAGUCCGAAAUGUGAUGAAAAUUCGGCGGUUUCGGAUAACCGCGUGGAAAAUGGGGCAUGUACUGAUGAUACUGAGUUGGCCGCCACGAAUAGAAUUGUUGACGCCGUCAGAGAUGACUCCACGAAUGGAAACGGAGCUGGUGACAUCACUGUAAACAACAUCAUUAACGAUAGCGUUGCCGACUCUAUGAAUUGUAAUCGUGAAUUAAACGAUCGAAAAGAAGAACCAUCCAAUAAUUCUACAAACAAUAUGGGCAUUGCAAAAUUACUUAACCCCGUUGAAAAUACCAUCUCAACUUUAAAAAGUAGAAAUAACGUAAACUCUGAUGAUAAUUAUGUUAACUCCUUAACAAAUAAUGUAUAUACUCCAAAUAACAAUCUUGCCGAAGGUUCUAGCACUGGAUCUAGUUCCAUAAAUAUUUCUCUUCAUAAUAACUUCAUUAAUCAUUCAGUGAAUAGUCAUUUGAAUGUUGCAGGAAAUGAAGGAACCUCCUCUAUAUAUCCUAACAAUGAUUUGGGAAUUGGUAACUCCUAUCUGCUUUCCGGUGCGCACGGAAUGAUCAAUUCAACCACACAAACAAACGGCAACUCUACUUCUACAUCAAUGGCCAUCGGUUCGAGUGCACCAACCAUACCUUUCAGCAGUAGUCUCUCUCCAUACAGAGGGUUAAUUAAUUCCAGCGUUACGUCUAUCAUUUCGUCAUCAUCGACAGCUGCUAAAAUUGCUUAUGCCACUCAACCCAGAACACCAAACUCCACCCAUCUCUUUACAGCCACACCCACUCCCGCCGGCUUCUAUACGACGACUCCUGUAGACCCCGAAAUGCUGGCCGAAACGAAAUCGAGAAAACGUAAAAAUGUUGAAUCUGAAAACAGCGGAGAGCUGCAAGAUGGCGAAUCGGAAAAGCGUCGAAAACCAGGGAAACGUAAGUCGAAAAAGAAUUCCGGGCAGCAGACUGAACGGGUUGAGUCGCAACCUGAAACAGUGGAACCAUCUCCGGAACGUCCACCAAUUCCUCAGCCCGUUUGUGCCGUUUGCAGGCUGAUUGAGCCACCACCCACCGACCGUCCCUCCGCUACCUAUAUAUAUCCAUCCAAAGCUAGAGAAUCUAUGCUGCUUAAAGGAAGGGACAAGGUGCACCGUAUGAUCCGAUGCAAUUUCUGCACCAAAUGGUAUCAUUUAGCGUGCAUGAAUCCGCCAAGACGAACAAUGCCGACGGGUGGGUACGUUUGGAGAUGCGAAGAAUGCGACCCCGGGGAUUCAUCAGAUCCUCUCGCACAGCUUGCUAAAUCUAAAGACUCGGCUGUUUCUGAUGGAAACAAUCAACUUCAAGCCGAAUCGCCAGCCUCCACCCAACGUCCCUCCGAAAAGUCUCUACCGGGAUCUUUAACCCGCAAAUGGAGGUUAAG
This is a messenger RNA of Acaulospora colombiana, 4460 nucleotides long. The record is from the annotation of a GenBank genome assembly. Lineage: Eukaryota; Fungi; Glomeromycota; Glomeromycetes; Diversisporales; Acaulosporaceae.